CGUAGUCAUAUCCUUGUCUUUGAACCAGUGGCAUCUGACCUGAGAAGCACCUGAUGGGGGAUGGGAGACUGAGUCACCAAGAGGACAGUGCAGGAAGACUGCUCGGUGGCAAUGGGGCUCUGAGAGAGAGGUACAACCCGUGAGAAAGCAGGCUCGCCUGGGCCUCCCCCUGGCUGGGAGGAGAGGAAAUCUCCCAGGGUGGAGUGUGCCAAAGGCGUGAUUGGGCCAGCCCUCCUAGCCUAUGGGCAGGGCGAGUGUCACUCUGAGAUAAGCCACUUCAAGCUGCAGAUGAUAUCCCUGGGAAGCAUCACUCAAGACAGUGGCAGAUCACAGCCUCAGAGCGGAUGCGAGCAGUGGCAGGUCAACCCAGAGGCUGAGUACACACUAAUCCUGGGAGCUUCUCUCUCGAGGCCUCCUUGCUCCUCACAUCAGCCAGAGCUCAAGCGCUGGCACCCCCUGCCAGUCAGGAACAGGGACAGGGCAGCAUGAGCCGGUCAAGGCACUUGGGCAAGAUCCGGAGGCGCCUGGAAGAUGUCAAGAGCCACUGGGUGCGGCCAGCCAGGGCUGACUUCAGCGACAACGAGAGCGCUAGGCUGGCCACUGAUGCCCUACUGGAUGGGGGUCCCAAGGCCUACUGGCAGACCCUCCACCAGGAAGGCGAGGUGGACUUCCUGUCCUCGGAGGAGACCCAGUACAUCCAGAUCCAGGCCAAGGAGCCCCCAUGUGCCCCUGAGACCCUGGGAGGGGCAGAGAUGGGCUCCAAGGGCCUGGACUCCUGCUCUCUGCAGUCAGGCACCUAUUUCCCCGCCACCUCAGAGGGCCCUGAGCCCACCCUGCUGCACACCUGGGCCUCUGCCAACAAGCCCUACCUGAAGGACAAGUCCAGCGCCACUGUGUACUUCCAGACAGACAAGCACAACAACAUCCGAGACCUUGUCCGACGCUGCAUCACCAGGACCAGCCAGGUCCUGGCCAUCCUGAUGGAUGUAUUCACAGAUGUGGAGAUCUUCUGCGACAUACUAGAGGCAGCCAACAAGCGUGGGGUGUUCGUCUGCGUGCUCCUAGACCAGGGAGGAGUGAAGCUGUUCCAGGAGAUGUGUGACAAAGUCCAGAUCGCAGAUGGUCACCUCAAGAACAUUUCCAUUCGGAGUGUGGAAGGGGAGGUGUACUGUGCCAAAUCAGGCCGAAAGUUCGCCGGUCAAAUCCAAGAGAAGUUUAUCAUUUCAGACUGGAGAUACGUCUUGUCUGGAUCAUACAGCUUCACCUGGCUCUGCGGACACGUGCACAGAAGCAUUCUCUCCAAGUUCACGGGCCAGGCAGUGGAGCUGUUUGACGAGGAGUUCCGCCACCUCUAUGCCUCCUCCAAGCCUGUGAUGGGUCUCAAGUCCCCCCGGCUGGUGGCACCCCUUCAGCCCAGAGAGGGCCCCAGCCCCCCGGCCGGCAGCCCGAGUGGUAGCAGCUGCUCAGCUAGCGAGCACACAUCCUCCAAUCCCUUCAGCACCCCCUCCACAGGGAGUAACCCCCAUAACCACAGUCUAUCUGUGUCCUCGGGUCCCACUAGCACCCCAGCCUUAAACCCACCUCUGCCGCCCAGGUUUCAGAUCUAUCACAGCUCUUGGGGGACCCUGACUCCACAGCCCCACUUCUCCCUGCGGCCCCACAGUGGCCCCCCUGCUCUGUACAACAACCUCGAUGCCUACAGGCCCACACGACUGCAGCUGGAGCAGCUGGGCCUGGUGCCCAGGGCUGCCCACACCUGGAGAACCUUCCUACAGGUCGCUCCCCACUUCUGAGAAACUCUGUGCCCACAGAUACCCUCCUCAGGGCCAACACCCCACAAGCAUGGGGUUUCUGGCCGGAGCACCCCACCUCAACAACUAACAGUUUUGAACUGAUUUCUGUUCGCACUAAAGACACUCGGGCAAAAGCACUGCCUACAUUUGAAUGUCUGCAGACCUACCAACCUGCAUCUGUCUCUGGGAUCCUCAUGCUAGUCUGGCCUAUGUAGCACAAUCCAGAAGUUAUGGGGAGGCAGGGGGCAGGGAGGUGGAGGAUGAGAUCAUAAAAAUAGAGUUCUUUUCAUUCACAGGGAAGCUAAUACUUUAUCAUUGAAAUUCCCUAAAUCUCUAAUGUAAGGACCUUUUGCUUUUUUUUGUUGUUGUUGUGCCAGGGAUGAGUUCUGGAAAUCAUGCACGUGAGGCACAUACUCUACCACUGGGCUAUGCUUCCCCAAACCCCAAGUGUCCAGUAAUGAUCCACUCCCCAAAGACUCAGGGGAGAGAGGUGCAGAAGAUCUGGGAACAUUCUGGAUAUUUCUGGAAGGAGUGGGAAGCUCUUCCUCCCUGGACAGGUGCAAUAAUACUAGGGUAUUUUUAAUUUUUUUAUUAACUUUAUUUAUUGGAUAGAGACAGACAGAAAUUGAGAUGGAAGGGGAUAAUAGAGAGAGAGAAAGACAGAGACACCUGCAUCACUGCUUCACCAAUUACAAAGCUUUCCCCCUGCAACUGGGGACUGGGGGGCUAGAACCUGGGUCUUUGUGCAUUGUAACAUGUGUGCUCAACCAGGUAUGCCACCACCUGGCCCCUAGGGUAUUCUUGACCCCACCGAAUUAGGAAUGAUAUUAUACAACCUGUCACUUUAAGAUGUAUGGGUCCCAGUCAAAACUGUAGCCCCAGAGGGCCAGGAGGCAUUGAACCUACUUAAGUGUACACAUCACCAAGCACAAGGAUCUGGGUUCAAGCCCUCCACCCCUCCUGCACUGGAGAAGCUUCACAACCGGUGAAGUGGGGCUGCAGGUGUCCUCUUUCCCUCUCUACCUCUCCCUCCCCUCUCAACUUCCCUUUCUUCAAAUAAAUAAAACAAAAUACUGUACCCCCUGCAACCCAGAUUCUGACAGGGUUAUGGUGAGCAUGGCCUCCAUUGCCCUGCACAGCUCUGUACUAUAUGAGCAGUGUAAACAAGAAAUGAGCCUUUAGACUGGAGAGUUAGCUUACUAGGUAAGAGGCUUGCCUUGCCAUAUGUGCAACCCAGGCUUGAGAGUAAUACAUGAGGGUGUCAAGCAACCAGGGAAGACUUGGCAUCAUGGUCUUUCCCUCUCCCUCUUUCUCUGAUUUGCUGUAUCUGAAUAAGAAAGUUGGCCUGGAAUGGUGAAAUUGAGCAUUCUGAGGCCCUGGUGAUACACAGAAGAGAGAAAGAGGUAGGGGGAGGGAUACAACUGCUCAGCUCAGGAUUUUGGUGGUAUGGGGAAUUGAACCUGGGAUGUUGGAGCCUCAGGCAUAGAAGUUUUCUUGCAUAGCCAUUAUGCUAUCUCCCUGGCCCUAAGCCUUUAUUGUUUAUGCCACUGAAACAUGAUGUUGUUUGUCCCAUCCAGGGUUAUUGCUGAAGAACUACACCUGCAACUUUUUGAUAGAUUUUUAAAAAAUAUUUUCAUUUAUUUAUUAUUGUACAGAGAUAAACUCAGAGGGGAGGGGGAGAUAGAGAGGGAGAGAGAGACAAAGAGACACCUGAAGCCCUGCUUCACCACUUGUGAAGCUGUCCCCUUGCAGGUGGGGACCGGGGACUUAAACCCAGGUCCUAGCACACUAUAACAUGUAUACUCAACCAGGUGCACCACCACCAACCCCCUGAAAGUCUUUUUUGCAUAACCAUUAGGUUAUCUCCCAGGCUAAUAUUACUAUUUUUUAAAUAGAGGGUGAGAAUCAGAAAGGAAGAAACAGAAAAAUAAAAAUCAGAGUACGACUCCCAUGCUUGUAAAGCUUCCCCUAUCGUGGUGCUGCCAUGUGGGGGCUGGGAAUAAAGUGUGAGCUCUACUGAAUGAACCAUCUCCUGGGCCCAUAUGUCCCCUGACACACAGCUGGGCCAUCCCUUCAUGGGGCUGCACUCCAACUGGCAUCUCCUCCCAAGACAGUUUCCACCAAGGAACAAGGUGUGGCUUUCCACAUUUGGCAAGGGAGAGUUGAGGCCCAAACAAGUUCUUCUUUUUUUUUUUUUUCCUUUCUUUUUAAAAAAUUUUUUUAUUUAUAAAAAGGAAACAUUAACUAAACCAUAGGAUAAGAGGGGUACAACUCCACACAUUUCCCACCACCAGAACUCCGUAUCCCAUCCCCGCCCCAAUAGCUUUCCUAUUCUUUAACCCUCUGGGAGUAUGGACCCGAGGUCAUUGUGGGAUGCAGAAGGUGGAAGGUCUGGCUUCUGUAAUUGCUUCCCCGCUGAACAUGGGCGUUGACAGGUCGAUCCAUACUCCCAGCCUGUCUCUCUUUUUCCCUAAUGGGAAAAGCGGAGCUCCAGGACACAUUGGUGGGGUUGUCUGUCCAGGAAAGUCUGGUCGGCAUCAUGCUAGCACCUGGAACCUGAUGGUUGAAAAGAGAGUUAACAUACAAAGCCAAACAAAUUGUUGACCAAUCAUGGACCUAAAGGCUGGAGUAGUGCAGAUGAAGAGUUGGGGGGGGGGUCCUCCAUUUUGUAGAUAGCUAGUAGGCAUAUUUUAGUUAUAUUCCAAAGGGCCUGUGGCUAUACUAGUUUUUUUUUUUUUCACCUGAGCCUGAAAUAGAUAUGCAGGUGGAUCCUAGUUAUUGUCUAGGGUGGUGAUGAUGUCAUGGCUGGAAGAAGGACCAGAAAGCUGGAUCAGGGAAGAGAGUAGCUCCAAACAAGUUGUUACCCAAGUUUCCAAUCCUUCUCUACCCAACGUUUCCUUCUGCUCCAGGCUAGCAUCACACUCCACCUCCUUUGGCAGGCCUGCUCACCGGGGCCUUAAACCUGUAGAGUCUCUCCUCCAGUGUGCAGCUCAACAACGGUCAGGGGAGCAGCUAGUGCACGCCAGGAACCAUUUCAGCAGUGAGCAAAGGGAACUAGAUACAUGUUGGUGCUGGAGAGCUCAAGUUAGCUGGAAGUGACACUUAGGGGAACAACUGCCAUGAAGAACACACGAGAAUGGGAGGAAUAGCAUGACAGCUGUGGGGUGGGGGCUCAGGUGUGGGCAGAAGCGGGCAGUACCAAUGGCCAAGGGCAUAUCGCACACCAAGGAUGAGGGAUCACAGCAGCCCUCUGCAGGCUAAUCAUUGGCUUGAAUGGAGGGACUGAUUGCUAGACAGCAACCCUGCUCCUUCCCCAGCCUUCUCUCCUGGAAAAGGUCUGGAGUUGUCACUUGAUUCCCACUGAAACUAACUUCUGGAGGCUGGGGAAUAGCAUAGUGGUUAUGCAAAAGAAUGCCCGAGGCUCUGUGGUUUCAGGUUCAAUCCCUAGCACAUCCAUAAUCUAAAGCUGAGCAGUGCUCUGUUCUCUCUCUCUCUAAUUAAAAAAAGUAAAUAAAUAAAUCAAUAGAAACUCACCUUUUAUCUUCCUCUCUGCAUUAAAAAAGGCCAAUAGUAAUUUUUUUAAAAGAUCAUUCUAUUUGGUGGUAAUUACUGAUUACA
Molecule: messenger RNA, 5411 nt
Organism: Erinaceus europaeus (western European hedgehog)
Lineage: Eukaryota; Metazoa; Chordata; Mammalia; Eulipotyphla; Erinaceidae
Gene: SACK1A
Product: family with sequence similarity 83 member A
Exons: 4
Coding region: 486-1793 (435 amino acids)
Biological process (GO): epidermal growth factor receptor signaling pathway
Source: RefSeq, a predicted model, not a curated record